UAUUGGGGUCUCUGGUUAUUUUAUCUUUCCCAGAAGCCCUCGCGACUGCUCAAAUUUAGCAAACGGGUCUGCAAUUGGCUCCAUGCUUGAUGCUUCUCAAUUGACAGCUUGGGAAGAGAGGGAGCUCAACGGUAUAUUCUCUUCCUCUAAACUGCCUCGUUUCACACAGUAUCCAUCGCUCAUGCCAGCUUCAGCGGCCAAAAACCUAGCAUUUCUACUGCGCUGCGCCGCCAGACUAUCCAGCACUACCUUCCCUGCCACCGCCAAGGACAGCUUCUCAAGGCAUUGCUUCUCCUUUACCUCCACCUCAACCUCUUCCGCUAUCAACCGUUUCGUUCACUCUUCCAGCUCUACGUCUCGCUCCGCCGGCUCCCCUUCCGAGCCGCUUAGUGACAUCGUCGCCGAAAACUCGGGGACUUGUUCUUCUGAUGAUGGCAACAGUUGUGAUCACGAAGAUCCGACUACGGAGUUAGCAAGAGAACUAUCUUCCUUAUUGCGUGUUGGCAUAGAUUCAGACUUGGUUAAUUCACCCAAAUCACAAGUGACUAAUGAUGAUAAGUCUCUGGAAAAUGUUUUGGGUGUACCAUGGACUUCAAGCAUUUCACAUUGUAAUGUAUCAUUUGUUCAGAAGGAAGUUUCACAAGAAAGGCAGCAAAAAUCGACUUACAAGAGUAGUCAACAGACUCAUCUAGAAUGCUUAACUGACUUGUGUGCCAAGAAAAUGGGGACAGAAGAUUCAGACUUGGUUAAUUCACCUGAAUCACAAGCGACUAAUGGUGAUAAGUCACUGGAAAAUGUUUUGGGUGUGCCAUGGAUCUCAAGCAUUUCAUAUGAUAAUGUAUCAUUGUAUCGAAAGGAAGUUUCACGUGAAAGAAAACGUAAAUGGACUUAUAAAAGUAGUCGAAAGGCUCGGCUAGACUGCUUAACUGACUUGUGUGCCAAGCAAAUGGGUACAGAUGCUACAAUUCUGGUGCUUGGUAAACUGGGACGAGAAACUGGCCUGAAAGAGUAUAACGCAAUAAUACGUCUUUCUGUAGAAAAAGCAAGGAAAAUGGACACUGUAGAGGAGUCACUGGAGCAACUUUCCAAUGCUUAUGAAUAUCUUAAAGCAAUAAAGGAACGGGGUUUCCAAUUAGAAGAAGAGACUUACGGUCCAGUUCUUAUGUUUUUCAUUGAUUUCGCCAUGGUCACUGAGUUCCACUUUUUCUGUGAACUCAUUGGGGAUGGAAAUGCUGGUUCACUUCCAAAUUUAGCUUACUAUGAAAUGUUGUUCUGGAUAAAGACUGAUAAUCAAGAUAAAAUUGAGGAGCUCCUCUAUUCUCUUGCUCUUUAUGACGGUGAAGACAAAUAUGCUUUUCUAGAAAAUUAUUUGUUAGCUAUGUGUAAUGGCGGCUGCAAAAAGGGGUUUAUGCGGCUUUUAAACACUGUUGACAUAACAUCAGUUGCAUCCGUGAAACAUCUAUCUAACAUCUUCAAGUUGUUGGGAAAGUUAAUGUUGGAAACAUUUGCAGAGAAAUGCUUUCUGGAUUUGAAGACUACAGACAUUGGAGCAGAAAAUAUCUCAAGUUUCAUCUAUGAAUAUACAACAAGCAUGCCAAAUUUAAAGGUUGAAGAUGUUGUUCUUAAAUUCAAAAACUUGCAUUCUGAGUUGGAUGUGGCACUUACAUCUGAACAAUGUGAGAAGCUCAUCAGGUUCUCCUGUGAGUUACUAAAGGUGCACACAGCACUCAAUAUUGUGGAUCAGAUGAUUGAAGCAGGUUUGUCUUUAUCAACAGGGACAUUUAAUUUGAUACUAGAUGCCUGUGAAGAUAGCUGUGAGUAUAAUUUGGUUCGUCAGAUGUAUUUGAUCAUAAGUUCCCAUGAUCUGAAACCGAACAAUGAGACUUUCCAGAAGUUGAUACAUUUGAGUGUAAAAAUGAAAGAUUUUGAUGGAGCAUACAAAAUGAUCAAAGACUUGGGGAAAUUGAAUUUGUUGCCUACAGUUAACAUGUACAAUGCCAUAAUGGCUGGUUAUUUUCGUGAGAAAAACAUACGCAGUGGGCUGAUGGUUCUCAAACAAAUGGAACAUGCAAAUGUGAAACCAGACUCUCAAACUUUUAGCUACCUUAUAAACAAUUGCAAGAGUGAAGAGGAUAUAAUCAAGCUUUAUAAUGAGAUGAAUAAUUCUGGAGUUGAAGUCACAAAGCCCGUGUACAUGUCACUCAUAAAUGCAUAUGCAGCCUGUGGACAGUUUGAAAAGGCUAAGCAGGUAAUCUUGGAUGAAAGGAUACCAGUAAAGAGCUUAAAUGAAGUCAAAAGUGUGCUUGUUUCAGCUCUUGCCUCACACGGGCAAAUAUCUGAUGCCCUUGAUAUUUAUGAAGAAAUUAGACAAACUAAAUGCAAUCGGGCACCAAAAACAAUUAUAAGCCUUAUUGAGCAUCUGCAAUCUGAAGGAGAAUUGGAUAGAUUGCUUCAUCUGCUUGACGAGUUAGAUGAUCGAGAUUACCAGGUUGAUGCCACUUUUAGGGUCAUAUCGUAUUGCAUUCGGCAUAAACAGUUCAGACCUGUCAUUGGCUUGCUCAAGAAACUCAAGGAAAUGUACUGCAACGAUGAGGUGGCUAGAGAGGUUCUUUUUGAUGAGGUUUUCUGCCUUGUUGCGGAAAAAGAGCCAAUAAACUUGGAGAUUGGUUGGAAUCUGCUUCAAACUAUCAAGAAUGAGUUGGGUGUCCUCCCUUCCCGCAAGAGUCUUGAUUUCCUCCUCAGUGCUUGUAUAAGUGCCAAAUGUUUACCAUUUUGUUUCAAGAUUUGGGGAGAGUAUCGGAAAGCUGGACUUCCCUACAACACUUUAAAUUAUUUGAGGAUGUACCAAGUCCUCUUGGCAUCAGGGUUACGAAAACCUGCAGCAAGUAUACUAAGUAAAAUUCCAAGAGAAGAUCCACAUGUUUGCUAUGUCAUCGAUGCAUGCCAAAAAACUUACAGAAAAGGACAGAAUAGAAGGAAUAAAGCUUUUGUCGUAUGAACUUUCACCAUGGCCAAGUCCAUCUCCAUUAGCUUCAACACUCUGAACAGCUCAGUGACCAUUCUCUCUUCGACUUUUCCUUCCUCCUGCAACA
Molecule: messenger RNA, 3092 nt
Organism: Ipomoea nil (Japanese morning glory)
Lineage: Eukaryota; Viridiplantae; Streptophyta; Magnoliopsida; Solanales; Convolvulaceae
Product: pentatricopeptide repeat-containing protein At4g04790, mitochondrial-like
Exons: 17
Coding region: 83-2998 (971 amino acids)
Molecular function (GO): protein binding
Source: RefSeq, a predicted model, not a curated record